AGUGGGGAAUGAAAUAGGAAAGCCAAGGAACUACCCACCAACAGUGGACCCCGACCCGACCCACACUGCUAUCCUAUUUGAACAUUUAAUUGUUAGUACUUCCUGCAAAGUUGAGCUGGCCCAUGACCAACCCAUCAACAUUAUGUUAAGUUUAUGAACACAUUCAAAUUAUUUUCGAUUAAAUCGCCAACAGUUUAGCACAACACCAGAAAACGUUGAUUCCUCUCAUUUUUUCACAAGGAAAAGUUUUAUGCUUGGGUUAUAAGAAGAGUUGAUUGAUAUUAUUGGAAAUGUCAAAUAGCUCAAAGAGUGAAGGAGACAACUCUAUUGAUGUUGAAGAACUCUUGGAGAUUGAAACAAGAUGCAGAGAGCUACGGAAAGAAAAAGAGAUGUUGAAAGAAUCACAAUCUCAGGGCUUUGAACUAAUCAAGAGUCUAGAACUACAUGUGAAGUCAUUAUCAGAAGCUCGUGUCCAAGACAAAAAACAUAUUAAGAAAUUGGAAGGAGAGCUGAAGAACUGUUCUCAAGAAAUAGAUUACUUGCAGGAUCAACUUAGUGCAAGGAAUGAAGAGGUCAACUUUCUAACUGAGCAUGUACACAACCUGGAGAUCAAAUUAGCAGACAAGGGAAAUUUACAGGAGAAAGUGGGCCGGUUGAUGGGAGAGUUGAACAGGUCGAACUCUGAUCGCUUGUUACUAAUGCAGGAAAUAGAGAACAAAGAAGAAGAGUUGCAACAGUCAGCUUUGUGCAUAGAGAAAUUGGAGGAGUCAGUUUCAUCCAUGGCACUGGAGUCCCAGUGUGAAAUAGAGAGCAUGAAGCUUGAUAUAACCGCCUUGGAGCAGAUGUGCCUUGAAGCUAAGAAAACUGAGGAAGAAAAGUCCAGGAUGAAUGUUUUAAUUGAAGAGCUUGAGGUUCAGCUUCAGAAUGCACUAAAAAUUAUUGAAGGGCUAGAUGAUGAAAAUAAAAAGCUAAUAGGAAAGCUUAUUACAUCUGAAAAGAAUGCUAAGAUAUUCUGUCAAAAGAUCAAGGAGUGGGUGAAAAGCAAGGACAGAUCACAGCUCAAUAUUCUUUCUGUCUUGGGUGAACAGGAAAGCAUGAUGGCAAUAUUAAAAGAUAUAAGUGGCUGCAAAGAACUCUUCAGCUCGUUCCUUUCUGAAGUCGCAUUAGUACUGAAAUCUGAUGCUGAUUCAAAGGACCAGUAUGAAGGCAUGUCACGUCAGAUAACUGAAUAUGAACUCCUGGUGAAGCAACUUGAGGAUGAACUGAGAGAGCAAAAGUUGAAAGCAAAGGAGGAAGCAGAGGAUUUAGCACAAGAAAUGGCUGAGCUGAGGUACCAGAUGAUGGGCUUGCUUGAAGAAGAGUGCAAGCGCCGUGCUUGCAUUGAGCAAGCAUCUUUACAGAGAAUAGCUGAGUUGGAGGCACAGAUUCAAAAAGAGCCUCAAAAAUCAGAUGCUGUUGUUAGGCAACUCCAUGAAUCAUAAGGAUUGGCUGCAGUUAGGAUUUUUUAUGUCCCUUAGUUAAAAAUUAAGUCAAAGAAACUACUACCAAUGGUUAACCUCAGGGAAGAUGUGUAUGAUUUGCAUUGACCAGGGCUCUCGGAAAGUUGGCAGUACAAGGCAGCCAAAUAUCCCAAGCUGGUCUGGGAGGUUCUGAAGCUUCUGGAUUCGCAUGGUCUUCUUCAUUUUUCUUGUAAAAGUUUCUGUGAUGAAAAGUCGUCAAUUUUACAUUACAUAUACGGAGAAAACAUUGCAUCCAGGUCUGGGUAAAAGGAUGGUGCACAUGAUAGAGUUUCUCUCCCCCUUGUAAGAUCAAGAACUGAUUGUGUCCAGGGUCUAAUAGUGCAGCAGAUCAUCUGAUUGAACAGUGUCUUGAAAUUGGUUAUCAAUGGGACAAGAGAUAGAAGGGUGGACUUUAUAUUUCCGUUUAAAAACAUCGAUGUUGAACACAUUUGGACUCUGGCCAUAGGAGCAAAGAUGAUUGUUGUGCUUUGGAUUAGGGGAAUUAUAAUAAAGUUGAAUUCAUCUCUAAA
Theobroma umbraticum is the source of this 2029-nucleotide messenger RNA. RefSeq lists its product as uncharacterized. NCBI's taxonomy places the organism in Eukaryota, Viridiplantae, Streptophyta, Magnoliopsida, Malvales, Malvaceae. The record is from RefSeq and is a predicted model, not a curated record.